This is a messenger RNA of Peromyscus leucopus (white-footed mouse), 1163 nucleotides long. RefSeq names its product glutathione peroxidase 2 (gene Gpx2). The transcript has 2 exons. The record is from RefSeq and is a predicted model, not a curated record. Gene Ontology annotation, molecular function: glutathione peroxidase activity. Lineage: Eukaryota; Metazoa; Chordata; Mammalia; Rodentia; Cricetidae. Gene Ontology annotation, biological process: response to oxidative stress.
UUUCCAGCAAGGAGUAAAUUAUUCACAUCCGCUCAUAGAUAUCAAAUUGGCCCUUUCCAGGUUGCCAGUAGGGUGGGACAGAAGGUGGCUUUGUUCAGAGACGGUAAAUAGGCAGAGCCACCGCCUUGUUCAAACAGAACGCAGGUGGGUACCUGUCUUUACUAAACCGUCCCAGAAAUGCUCAAAGGCACCUGGUGAAAUCUCUGCCCUUCCUCGCUUCUCCUUCCUCCCCACCCAGUCACCGGACUUAAGUGCGCUCACAGGACUGGGCAGGGCUCACUGCACUCGGCCAUGGCUUCUUACAUCGCCAAGUCUUUCUAUGAUCUCAGUGCCAUCAGCCUGGAUGGCGAGAAGAUAGACUUUAACACGUUCCGAGGCAGGGCAGUGCUGAUUGAGAAUGUCGCAUCACUCUGAGGAACAACCACCCGAGACUUCAACCAGCUCAACGAAUUGCAAUGUCGCUUUCCCAGGCGCCUGGUGGUUCUCGGCUUCCCUUGCAACCAAUUUGGACAUCAGGAGAACUGUCAGAACGAGGAGAUCCUGAACAGCCUCAAGUAUGUCCGCCCUGGGGGUGGGUACCAGCCCACCUUCAGUCUUACUCAGAAGUGUGACGUCAACGGGCAGAAUGAGCAUCCCGUCUUUGCCUACCUGAAAGACAAGCUACCCUACCCUUAUGAUGACCCGUUCUCCCUCAUGACCGAUCCCAAGCUCAUCAUGUGGAGUCCGGUGCGCCGCUCGGAUGUGGCCUGGAACUUUGAGAAGUUCCUCAUAGGGCCAGAAGGAGAGCCGUUCCGCCGCUACAGCCGCACCUUCCAAACCAUCCACAUUGAGCCUGACAUCAAACGUCUCCUCAAAGUGGCUAUCUAGACGUGAGCACUCGGCCUAGGUAUCUCCCACUGUUUCCAGUCCCCAGGUAUUCCUCAGGAGACACUGGGGGACUGAAGCGUCCCCUUCACGGAAGCACCUAGCCUCCUCUGACUGCCUGCUUCCUUUAGCUCCCUCAACACUCUUGAGUCCACUUGGGGCUCUAAGUCUGGGGUAGGCUAUGGGCCUUCACAGAAUGAUGGCACCUUCCUAAACCCUUAUGGGAGAUGUCUGAGAAGUUGUGAAUGCCCAGAGCCAGCCUGCUUUAGAGUCCAAUAAAGGGCAGGUAUGGAAAUGAG